AUGUCAAAUAUUACUAAAUGUUUUAAAUUAGUUUAUGAUACUGUAAUAAUAAAAUAUAAGGAGCCCUUAGAGAAUUUAGAUAGACAAAUUUCUAUGCAUUUACAGGAAGCCGAUAUAAGAACGAGGCCAUCACACAGCAAUGGAAUAUGGUGUCCUUUUUUAUUGCCAGCAAUUUUAAUGACAUACACUUGUUUUGAUAAUGUAUCACUUUUAUACAAAUUUAUAUCGUUAUCUUCAUUAGGAUUACUGUGUUAUUGUAUGCUGUUCUUAAUUUUCUUUUCCACAUCAAGUGAAGUUUUAAAAACAACAUCAUUUUCAGGCUGUGUAGCAUCUGGGACAUUAACAAGUGCAAUAAUACAUAUUUUUUUGCAACAAGGGUUGCAGAUUUCUAUAGUAUUGCCCUUAUCAUCCACCAUGCUAUUUGCUUGGUUGCUUCAGUUAAAUAUAAUAAAAUGUCACAACACAUUUACCAUAGGAGAAGCAAUGAUAAUGACACAAUCUGUAGUUUUAUUCUGUGCAAUGUGUUUAGUUAAAUUCUUUUAUGAACUUCAUAGUGCUGAUGAAGAAACAGAGUUCAUAGGUGUUAUAGUAUAUACAGUGUUAUCAACAGUGGGAUUAAUUGUUACAGCAUUAUAUAUUCUGUCUGAUUCUCAAAGGAACUUAAACGCUCUUGCAUAUAUAAUAGGCUCAGCAGUAAUAUUUGUAUUACUUAUGCUACAUUCCAUCCUUGGCUCUAAUUGUUUAAUAACUAUAUUUUCUUAUAUAUUUCUGAAGAAUAAUCGGGCGAAAAUUUUCGCAUUCUGGCUGAUUUUAUUAGUUAUAGCAAUAUGUGUGUUAUGCAUACGCACUAAGCUAGCAGUCAAAGCAAGUACAGUGACAAGGAAAACUUUUCAUGUCCUAGCUUCCCUUGUGUUUAUGUCUGGGAUCAUUUUUGAUGUCAAUUUAAUGACAUUAGCAGCUGGAAUUGGUUUAGGAGUCCUGAUUUUUGUUGAAGCUUUAAGGAAAUCGGGUAUAGAACCAAUUUCUUCACCUUUACAAUCAACAUUUUUAGUUUAUUCAGAUGAAAAGGACUGCGGUCUAUUUGCAAUGACUCCGCUCUAUCUCUACAUAGGCUUGGCCUUCCCUUUACUCGUAGUACCAAACAGAGCGGAUAGAGAUUUAGAAUUACUAAGUGGAGUGUUGUCUAUCGGUGUAGGAGAUACCGCUGCUAGCUGGUUUGGCUCCAAGUAUGGCUUCAAUAAAUGGUCAGGUAGUAACAGGACAUUGGAGGGCACUGCGUUCAAUAUUCUUUCACAAGUCGGGACAGUGUAUGCUUUGCAGUUGUUUGGUUUAUUAAAUGCAAAAUAUGCUCUAUUAAGGACAAUAUUUGCAGCGACUGUAUCGGGAUUGGUUGAAGCCAAGACGGAUCAAGUGGACAACUUAGUAUUACCAUUAGUAACUAUGCUUGCGUUUCAAUUUACAAGGAUAUUUUAU
This is a messenger RNA of Brenthis ino (lesser marbled fritillary), 1473 nucleotides long. The record is from the annotation of a GenBank genome assembly. Lineage: Eukaryota; Metazoa; Arthropoda; Insecta; Lepidoptera; Nymphalidae.